This is a messenger RNA of Dioscorea cayenensis subsp. rotundata (Guinea yam), 1715 nucleotides long. RefSeq names its product rust resistance kinase Lr10-like. Gene Ontology annotation, biological process: protein phosphorylation. The transcript is spliced from 2 exons. Gene Ontology annotation, molecular function: ATP binding; protein kinase activity. Bases 543 to 1601 code for a protein of 352 amino acids. Lineage: Eukaryota; Viridiplantae; Streptophyta; Magnoliopsida; Dioscoreales; Dioscoreaceae. The record is from RefSeq and is a predicted model, not a curated record.
GAAGCUUGGGCCUGAUCGCAUCUCCGGUGAUCUCUCCGGCGAUCGGACAGGAGGGAAGUCAUUCCCACCUUUUACUUGUUGUUUUCCAGUGUAGAUCGCUCCGAUCUACAUUUCUUUGAGCAUUUACUGUUUUCUUGCAUACAUCUCAAUUACUGGUAGUUGUUCUUGUUGAUGAAUGAGAUUAUCUCCUCAUUUGGAUUGAGAUCUUGGUGAUUGUUGUUUGAUCUUCUGUUUGUGUUCAAUUAAUGAAUGAAUUGAAUUGAAACUGCAAUUAGAUAGUAGAUCUAUUGUUGAUUGGAUACUUUGAGAAGUAUUAGUGAAUUGAAGACUGGAAAUUGUCAUCAUAUUGGCAAAUUGAGUGGUGAUUGAAUUAAUUCAUUACACACUCACAGUAAGCUUUUGCCUUGUUUUGUAGGUGAAUUGAAUGCACUCAAGGUGUUUGUUUGAAUGCUUGCAAUGAACAGUGAUUCCUCUUUCUCUGUUUUGCAGGUUCGCUUGUUAAGCUCAUAGCAGGAUUAGCUGCCGGUGUGCUUGUUAUUGUUAUGAUAUUGGGGUUUACAUUCUUCUUCAUUUCUAGAAAAGCAAAGAGGAGAAGAGAAUUGAGAAUGAAAGUUGAGAUGUUUCUGGCCUCAUACAAGACAACAAAGCCGGCUCGAUACACUUAUGCUGGUAUUAAGAAGAUCACGAAACGGUUCAAGUAUAAAUUGGGGGAAGGAGGUUUUGGAAGUGUCUACAAAGGAGGGCUACCGAAUGGAAUUCCUGUGGCAGUGAAGAUGCUUGAGGGAUCUAAAAGUGAGGGAGAUGAUUUUAUAAAUGAAGUUGGCACCAUUGGAAUGAUUCCCCAUAUCAAUAUUGUGCGUCUUCUUGGCUUUUGCUCUGAAGGGACAAGGCGUGCUCUUGUUUAUGAGUUUAUGCCGAAUGAGUCUUUAGAGAAGUACAUUUUCUCGAGAGAUGCCAAUGGAAAUCGUCUGUUUGGAAUGGAUAAAUUGCUUGGUAUUGCAAUUGGGAUAGCGCGGGGGGUUGAGUAUUUGCACCAAGGAUGUGAUCAGCGCAUUCUCCAUUUCGACAUCAAGCCUCACAAUAUUUUGCUGGAUUAUGAUUUCAAUCCGAAGAUUUCUGAUUUUGGUCUCGCAAAGUUAUGUUCAAGAGACCAGAGCAUUGUAACUAUGACUGCAAUAAGGGGCACCAUGGGCUACAUUGCGCCGGAUAUCUACUCCAGGAACUUUGGAACAGUGUCUUACAAAUCAGAUGUUUACAGCUUCGGAAUGCUGCUACUUGAAAUGGUUGGUGGAAGGAAGAACAUCGACCCUUUGGUUGAUAAUCAGAGUGCAAUUUAUCUCCCUGAAUGGGUUUAUGAGCAGCUGAUUGGUGGUCAUAGUUUUCAAGUAGCAAUAGAGAUGAUGAACAAUGAAGAAGAGAUUGUGAGGAAGCUUGUGAUUGUGGCAUUGUGGUGCAUACAAUGGAGUCCAAAUGAUAGGCCUACAAUGACAAGAGUUGUGCAGAUGCUUAUUGGGAGUUUGGAGAACUUGGAGAUACCCCCAAGACCUUUUGUUUCAUCUUCUGAUCAAGAUGAAGAUGAUACUUCUUUCAAGGGACUAUGAUUUUAAGGAUGUAUUUUGCUUGCUUUUAGCUUUCUUUAUAGAAUAAUUUUUUGAAGAUUUAUUUGAAUGAGCUUUUCAUCUGAGCCACAAACAAUACAACCAACACUAAUCAAU